GGUUUGAGCGGGUCUUCAGGCACGGCUUUAGUCACUCCUACAGAGGCUUUGGUGUGGACAGAUGGCCGUUACUUCACACAAUUCUAUCUUUAAGUCAACACAACUGUAUGGGGACUAAUGCGACAGGGUACAGAUCUGUCAAUACAGGCGUGGUUAGAAAGAAACAUGGCGCCGAAUUCUGUGGUGGGACUGGAUCCAACGACUUAUACCAGAACAGCAUGGACACCAUUAUAUAAUGCAUUAUCAAGAGCCAAUGUCACAUUAAGAGCGAUUGACGUCAAUCUGGUUGAUGUAGCUCGAGCAAGAAUCAACGAAACAGCGCCGCCAAGACCGAACAAAGAGCUCUUAGCACUGAACACUUCUUACACAGGAAGAGCAGCAAGUGAGAAAGUGUCUGAUCUGAUGUCUGAACUUCGAGACAAGUCAGUUUCUGCUUUGGUGUUGACGGCUCUGGAUGAUAUUGCUUACACACUAAAUGUCCGUGGAUCAGACAUACCAUACAACCCGGUUUUCUUCGCCUACCUUAUUAUAAGAACUGAUGUGAGCAACAAUAACAUAAUAUUGUUUUGGGGCAACGGCGUCUUAUCAUCAGAUAUAGCACAACACUUUUCAGCGGAGAACGUGGUAGUUGCUGUCAGACCAUAUUCAGAUGUGUUUGACUAUAUCCGGACUAUGACCAACGAAUUGCCAGCGGGCAGCACAAUUUGGCUUCCAACGGGAGCAAGCCAUGCCAUACAUUCCACAGCUGAAAUGAAUGGCAAGAAUAACAUCAUCACAUCUAUUUCUCCCGUCGCGUUGAUGAAGUGUGUUAAGAACGAAGUGGAAUUACAGGGUUUCAGAUCAGCACAUAUCAAGGAUGGCCUCGCUGUGGUCAGGUUUUUGCGCUGGAUUCACCAACAAGUUGAUACCGGUGUUAAUGUGACAGAAAUCGACGUUGUCAACAAACUGAAUGAACUUAGGAGUGAAGAAUUGGGCUAUCGUGGUCCGUCAUUCGCAACGAUCGCUGGCGCAGGGGAGAACGGGGCAAUUAUACACUACAAGCCUUCUACUGAAGGUGACCAGCGAGUAAUAAGAAGAGAGGAUAUGUUACUUGUGGAUUCUGGUGGACAGUAUCUCGAUGGUACAACUGACAUUACCCGCACACGCCAUAUGUCCUCACCGACUGAAAUGCAGCGUUUGACAUUUACACGCGUCAUGAAGGGAUUCAUUUCGCUGGCCACUGUUGUCUUUCCUAAAGGGACUACGGGCAACAUUCUAGAAACGCUCGCACGUAAAUCUCUAUGGGACGUCGGUUUAAACUAUGCCCAUGGAACGGGGCACGGCGUUGGUCAUUUCUUAAAUGUACACGAAGGACCAUCUGGAAUCGGCAGUGCGUUGAUGGCAAAUGACCCCGGAAUCGUGCCUGGAAUGAUAUUUAGCGAUGAACCUGGUUAUUACGAAGUGGGUGAAUAUGGAAUACGCCAUGAAGAUUUAGUCGAAGUCAUCGAAAUGAACCGACAGGCGAAUCAUAUUUUUGCGGAAGGUAUAGUGGGCAACUUCUCGGGCGCUGGCGUUGUUGCUUUCCAUUCCUUAACUCUUGUUCCUCAUCAGACUGCGAUACUAGAUGUCAAUUUACUAAGCGAUGACGAGAUUCGUUACCUUAAUACAUACCACGCACGAGUGUUGGAAACACUUGGUCCGAUUCUCCUCGAUCGAAAUCUCACAGAUGAUCACGCUUGGCUGAAAGCAGAAUGCGCGCCAAUUCUACGCAGCGCCGCCAUUUUGAUUAAAACCGCGCCAAUAUUAGUCUUUGUUUUAAGCCUAAUAAAUGUUUGUUUCAAUUAA
Molecule: messenger RNA, 1824 nt
Organism: Pieris rapae (cabbage white)
Lineage: Eukaryota; Metazoa; Arthropoda; Insecta; Lepidoptera; Pieridae
Product: xaa-Pro aminopeptidase ApepP
Exons: 15
Coding region: 118-1824 (568 amino acids)
Molecular function (GO): metalloaminopeptidase activity
Source: RefSeq, a predicted model, not a curated record